Molecule: messenger RNA, 1604 nt
Organism: Lactuca sativa (garden lettuce)
Lineage: Eukaryota; Viridiplantae; Streptophyta; Magnoliopsida; Asterales; Asteraceae
Biological process (GO): transmembrane transport
Molecular function (GO): transmembrane transporter activity
Source: RefSeq, a predicted model, not a curated record
GGUUAGGAGGCCCCGAUCAUGCCAAAAUCUGUCCAUCAACAUUACUCAUUUCCAUACGCAAACAGACGAAUACUACCGAUCAUUUCUACAAACACCUAACCUGCUACAAAUAUCAAAGCAAGAACUCGAAUUAAGAAACACCGGAAGAAGAAUGACGAGGUGGUGGGAUAGUGCUCGGGACUUAAGACCACUGGUACACUUGCUGCUUCCACUCUGUUUUCACUGGGUUGCGGAGGAGAUGACUGUUUCUGUGCUCGUUGAUGUCACCACCGAAGCUCUUUGUCCCGGCGAAAACACCUGCUCUGAAGCUAUUUACCUCAACGGCCUUCAACAAACUAUUGUAGGAAUAUUCAAGAUGGUCAUGCUUCCAAUUCUUGGUCAACUUUCAGACGAACAUGGACGCAAACCAUUACUCCUCAUUACAGUAUCUACAACUAUAGUUCCCUUUACCCUACUUGCCAUCAAUGAGUCAAGAUCAUUUGUGUAUGCUUAUUAUGUUCUUCGAACAAUUUCAUACAUUAUUAGUCAAGGAAGUAUUUUCUGCAUUGCCGUUGCUUAUGUGGCAGAUAUUGUUGAUAAUAGAAAGAGGGUAGCUGUUUUUAGUUGGAUUACCGGUCUAUUUUCUACAUCGCAUGUUGUAGGAAACCUCCUCGCACGCUUUCUUCCUGAGGAGUACAUUUUUCAGGUUUCGAUAGCGCUUUUGAUCUUUUGUCCGGUUUAUAUGGCAAUCUUUUUGGUAGAGACGGUUAAGUCAACUCCAAAGGUUGACCAACAUUCGUCUUAUUUGAGUAAAGCACUCACAGUUGUUCAAGAACGUUAUAAAACAAUGAAAUACGCUGUAAAUAUUGUAUUCAACACUCCAACAUUGAGGGGUAUUUCCGUCGUUUCCUUCUUCUAUGAACUGGGAAUGUCUGGCAUCAGCACUGUGUUACUGUAUUAUUUGAAAGCAGCAUUUGGUUUUGACAAAAAUCAACUUUCAGAAAUCUUGAGCAUGGUUGGUGUAGGUUCGAUUGUUUCUCAGUUGGUGGUGCUUCCUCUUGCUAAUCCGUUGGUUGGAGAGAAAGUAAUAUUGUGCACAGGUUUACUAGCAUCGAUAGCUUAUGCAUUGCUUUAUGGCUUCGCAUGGGCUCCUUGGGUGCCUUACCUUAGCGCGUCAUUUGGAGUCAUCUUUAUCCUAGUCAAACCAUCUACCUAUGCGGUUAUAUCAAAAGGAUCAAGAUCAAGAGAUCAGGGAAAAGCCCAGACUUUUAUUGCUGGAGUGCAAUCGAUCGCAAGUCUGUUGUCACCAUUAGCAAUGACUCCAUUAACAACAUGGUUCUUGUCCACCAAUGCCCCUUUUGACUGUAAAGGCUUUAGCAUAAUUUGUGCCUCUUUAUGCAUGGUGAUCUCCUUGUGUUUUGCAUGCUCGUUGAAACUGGAAUCACCACCGGAUGACGUUGAUAAUUUGGAAGCACCACUGGUGUCGUAACCUUGUAUAGUAAUAGACCACAUGGAAAUUAUUGUACACGUCUCAUAGAAAAAAUAAUGGCUUUUAAAAGUUUUUAUAUCUGGUUAUUAUUGGAUUCUUGAUAAUUAAGAAAUAAUGGCCACGUUAGUUUCUCGAA